UCCCGCAGCUGCAGCUCGGUUCGGCAUAGAUGCUGCUAAGAAGAGCCGGAGGAGGAGACCGAGAGGCCGACAGACUUCACGGACACCGGAGCGAGCUGCAGCAUCAUUCAGACGUGGAGACGAGCAGACAUCAGACAUGUCUGUUACCACACAGCUGGGCCUGCUGCUGUGGAAGAACCUGACCUACAGACGCCGACAGACCCUCCAGCUGCUGGUGGAGAUCGCCUGGCCGCUCUUCAUCUUCUUCAUCCUCAUCGCAGUCAGAGUGAACUAUCCUCCAUACGAGCAGCAUGAGUGUCAUUUUCCAAACAAGGCAAUGCCGUCAGCUGGCACGUUGCCAUGGAUACAGGGGAUCCUAUGUAACGCCAACAACCCAUGUUUCAGAAACCCGACGCCGGGCGAGUCACCGGGCAUCGUCGGCAACUUCAACGAUUCAAUAAUUUCUCGUCUGUUUUCCGACGCCAAGAAGAUUCUCCUGUACAGUCAGAAUGAUAAAAACCUGGAAGGGUUCAAGGAGCUGGCUCAAGCGCUGCAGGCCCUGCAGAACAGCCAAUCAGGGUUUAAGUUGAAACACUUCCUGCGGGACGAUGAGACUCUGUCCAUGUUCCUGCGGAGGAACGCUUCGCUCUCUGAACAGGACAUCGAGCAGAUCAAAGAUGCUGACAUCAAUCUGGAGAAGGUUCUACUGAAAGGUUUCGGGGUUCACCUCAGGAACAUGUGUCCCAGGAAGGAAGGUGGGCGGAGUCUAGAAGACUUUGUGACGAUCUCAGACCCUCGGGUGUCCACGAUGGUGCAGGAAGUCCUCUGUCAGGCGCCGCCCACCUGGUUAAACCGUGCCGAGGAGCUCUUCAUGAGCAACUUGGACUUCCUGAAACCCAUCCAGAGGGAUGUGACCUCCGACCCCGCAGCUGUCCAACAGGUCGCCAUGGCAACCAACAACCUCCUGGAUAGUCUGGGUUCACUGGCUGUGGAGUUGGCAGGUAUGAAGAGCUGGAUCGACCUGAGGAAUGAGAUCGUGUUCCUGACGCAGAAUGCCACGUCGUCUCCCAGCACCAUGUACAAGGCGGUAUCCAGGAUUGUUUGUGGUCAUCCAGAGGGCGGCGGCCUGCAGAUCAAGUCUCUGAACUGGUAUGAAGACAGCAACUACAAGGCUCUGUUUGGAAACCACAACAGCAGCGAGGACGAGCCGGCGGCACAUUACGACAACACCACCACCCCGUUCUGUAACAGUCUGGUCAGGAGCAUGGACUCGAACCCGAUGUCUCGGAUGAUGUGGACCGCCGUGAAGCCUCUGCUCCUCGGAAAGAUUCUGUACACGCCCCACAACCCCGCCACUGCCAAGGUCAUCCAUGAGGUCAACCGGACGUUCCAGGAGCUCGGUGUGUUCAGGGACCUGGGAGGAAUGUGGGAGGAGAUGAGACCAAAAGUCUGGGACUUCAUUGAGAACAGCGAGCAGGUGGACCUGAUCAGGACUCUGCUGAAGAACAACGUCACCGCCAAAUUCUUCCACGGUCAGUUGACUGACACUGAUUGGACAGUUGCAGACAUCUCCAAGUUCUUGUCCAAGAAGGCCGAGGACCCCCGGCCGCUGGGCAGCGCCCUCACCUGGAGGGAGGUGUUCAACGAGACGGACCAGGCCAUCAUGAGCAUCUCCCGCUUCAUGGAGUGUGUGAACCUGGACAAACUGGAACCGGUCUCCAGUGAGGAGCGGAUGGUAAAUCAGUCCAUGCUGCUACUGGAAGACAGGAAGUUCUGGGCGGGGAUCGUCUUCCCUGAUGUCGAGCCAAACGCCACUGAGCUGCCCGCCAAACUCAACUACAAGAUCCGCAUGGACAUCGACAACGUGGAGCGCACCAACAAGAUCAAAGACGCGUACUGGGACCCGGGUCCUCGUGCAGACCCCUUUGAGGACAUGCGGUACAUCUGGGGCGGCUUCACGUACCUGCAGGAUGUCAUUGAGCAGGGCAUCAUCCGAGCGGUGACGGGCUCAAAGGAGAAGACGGGCGUGUACAUCCAGCAGAUGCCGUAUCCGUGCUAUGUGGACGACAUAUUCCUGCGGGUGAUGAGCCGCUCUAUGCCUCUCUUCAUGACUCUGGCGUGGAUGUACUCGGUGGCCAUCAUCCUGAAGAGCGUGGUUUAUGAGAAGGAGGCUCGUCUGAAGGAGACGAUGAGGAUCAUGGGUCUGAAUAACGGCAUUCUGUGGUUCAGCUGGUUCAUCAGCAGCCUCAUCCCCCUGCUGAUCAGUGCCGGGCUGCUGGUGCUGCUGCUCAAGAUGGGGAACCUGCUGCCCUACAGUGACCCAGGGGUGGUCUUUCUCUUCCUUAGCUCCUUUGCUGUGGUCACCAUCAUGCAGUGUUUCCUCCUCAGCACAGCGUUCGCUCGUGCUAACCUGGCGGCGGCUUGCGGUGGGAUCAUCUACUUCACGCUGUACCUGCCCUACGUUCUGUGUGUGGCCUGGCAGGACUACAUCGGCUUCGGGGCCAAAGUGUUUGCUAGCUUCCUGUCCCCCGUGGCGUUCGGGUUUGGCUGCGAGUACUUCGCACUGUUUGAGGAGCAAGGCGUCGGGAUCCAGUGGAAUAACCUGUUGUCCAGUCCUCUGGAGGAGGACGACUUCAGCCUGCGCACCGCCAUCAUCAUGAUGUACUGUGACUCCUUCCUGUACGGAGUGCUCACCUGGUACUUGGAGGCUGUGUUUCCAGGUCAGUAUGGGAUCCCUCGGCCCUGGUUCUUCCCCUUCACUAAGUCUUACUGGUUCGGUGAGAAAGACGGAAAGUCGAACAAUGUCCCUCUAAGCAGCAGAGGAAACAAAGGAGGUGAGACUGCAGUUACACACAUUCACCACACGGGGAUGAUAGAGAACAACCAAGAUCUAUACGCUGUAUUAAGCCUUUUUACGAUUAUAUAUAAGAGAGUUCCUGUAACCUGUGUUUCUGUCUCAGCUGUGUGCAUUGAGGAGGAGCCAUCUCACCUGGAGCCCGGGGUCUACAUCGAGAACCUGGUGAAGGUCUAUCGUCACGGGAAGAAACUAGCCGUGGACGGACUGACGCUCGGAUUCUACGAGGGACAGAUCACCUCGUUUCUUGGACACAACGGGGCCGGAAAGACCACUACCAUGUCUAUCCUCACCGGUCUGUUCCCGCCCACCUCUGGCACAGCCUACAUCAUGGGCAGAGACAUCCGGUCGGAGCUGAGCGCCAUCAGACAGAGUCUGGGAGUGUGUCCUCAACACAAUGUCCUGUUCAGCAUGCUUACAGUGGAGGAGCACAUAUGGUUCUACGGGCGUCUCAAAGGUUUGUCAGAGGAACAGGUGAAAGGUGAGAUUGAGCAGAUCCUGCAGGACACUGGGCUGCCUCACAAACGCAAUUCCAGGGCCAGCGCUCUGUCGGGAGGGAUGCAGAGAAAGCUGUCUGUGGCGCUGGCCUUCGUCGGGGGGUCAAAGGUUGUUAUCCUGGAUGAGCCCACGGCCGGGGUGGACCCAUACGCCCGCAGAGGGAUCUGGGAUCUGCUGCUCAAAUACAGACAAGGUCGCACCAUCAUCCUGUCCACGCAUCACAUGGACGAGGCCGACAUCCUGGGAGACCGGAUCGCUAUCAUCUCUCACGGGAAGCUGUGCUGCGUAGGCUCCUCCCUCUACCUGAAGAACCAACUGGGGACAGGAUAUUAUCUGACGCUUGUCAAGAAAGAACCAGAACCUUCCAUGAGCUCCUGCAGGAACUCGUCAAGCACCGUGUCCAUCAACAAGGAGGAGGAGUGUGUGUCUGUCAGCAGCAGUGACGCUGGACUCGGCAGUGAACAUGAAAGCGAGGCUGCAACCAUCGAGAACGGCCCUGCAGCGUCCGUCCCCCUAGUGACCGCUGACGUGUCCCUGGUCUCCAGUCUGAUCCUGAGUCAUGUCCCCGCUGCCCGCAUGGUGGAGGACCUGGGACACGAGCUGACCUACGUGUUGCCAUACAGCGCCGCAAAAGACGGGGCUUUUGUCCAUCUGUUCAAAGACCUGGACCUGAAGCUGCCCGAACUGGGCAUCUCCAGCUACGGCGUGUCUGACACCACACUUGAGGAGAUUUUCCUGAAAGUAGCUGAAGAUAACGGAGUCGACACUGAAGUGCCCUCAGAUGGUACACUUCCUGUUCCAAGACGGAGAAGGACUCACGCCUUCGGGGGAGGAGGAGACCAUCCGAGCUGCCUGAGACCCUUAACAGAAGACGACAAAGACUGCAACGAGUCAGAUGCAGACCCUGAGUGCAGGGAGACGGACUGGCUGAAGUGUACGGAAGGUAAAGGCUCCUAUCAGGUGGAUGGGUGGACCCGGAGAAGGCAGCAGUUUGUGGCUCUGAUGUGGAAACGCUUCCUGUACGCUCGCCGCUCCAGGAAGGGCUUCUUCGCUCAGAUUGUUCUUCCUGCGGUGUUUGUGUGCAUUGCUCUCGUCUUCAGUCUUAUCGUUCCCCCGUUUGGAAAAUACCCAAGUCUGGAACUGCAGCCCUGGAUGUACGAGGACCAGGUCACCUUCAUCAGUGACGACGCCCCCACAGAAGCUAACGUGCAGAAGUUAUUGAACACUCUCCUAGACCCUCCGGGCUUUGGGACUCGCUGCAUGGAUGGACACCCUAUCCCAGAGGCCCCCUGUACGAUGGGUGACGAGGACUGGAUUCUUCCUGAGGUUCCUGAAAGCGUCCAGCAGCUGUUCAGCUCCAGUAACUGGACAAUGGAUGACCCAUCUCCGGCCUGUUUCUGCAGCUGUGACGGAAAGAAGAAGAUGCUGCCUGAGUGUCCUGCCGGGGCCGGAGGACUGCCCCCCCCUGAGAUGAAGCUGAGUGCCUCAGACACUCUGCAGAACCUGACGGGAAGAAACAUCUCAGACUAUCUGGUCAAAACAUACGCUCAGAUCAUCGGCAAGAGUUUGAAGAAUAAAGUCUGGGUGAAUGAAUUCAGGUACGGUGGCUUCUCAUUGGGUGCCAGGAGCACUCAGGUUCUCCCACCAGCCAAGGAGAUCGAUGAUGCCAUCAAGCGAGUGAGGAAGAUCUUUGAGCUCCAGAAGGGAGCGGCUGCUGAUCGGUUCCUCGAUAACCUGUCUGGUUUUAUAAACGGUUUGGACACGAAGAACAACGUAAAGGUCUGGUUCAAUAACAAAGGGUGGCACAGCAUCGGUGCGUUCAUCAACGUCAUGAAUAACGCCAUCCUCAGAGCUAACCUCCCACCAGGUACAGACCCCAGCAAGUACGGAAUCUCUGCCUCUAACCACCCGCUCAACCUGACCAAGGAGCAGCUGUCCCAGGUCGCACUGGUAACUACCUCUGUGGAUGUCCUGGUGUCCAUCUGUGUGAUCUUCGCCAUGUCCUUCGUCCCAGCGAGCUUCGUGGUUUUCCUCAUCCAGGAGCGUGUCAGUAAAACCAAACACAUGCACUUCAUCAGCGGCGUGCAGCCGCUGCUCUACUGGACCGCCAACUUCAUCUGGGACAUGUGUAACUACAUUGUUCCAGCAACGCUCGUCGUCAUCAUCUUCAUCUGUUUCCAACAAAAAGCCUACGUGUCCUCCACAAACCUGCCGGUGCUCGCCCUGCUGCUGCUGCUCUACGGCUGGUCAAUCACCCCUCUGAUGUACCCGGCCUCCUUCUUCUUUAAUAUUCCGAGCACGGCGUACGUCGUCCUCACCAGCGUCAACAUCCUCAUCGGCAUCAACGGCAGCAUCUCCACCUUUGUCAUGGAGCUGUUUGGAAACAAUGAGAUCGGAGGAAUCAACGACAUCCUGAAGAACGUCCUGCUCAUCUUCCCUCACUUCUGUCUGGGCCGAGGACUCAUCGACAUGGUGAAGAACCAGGCCAUGGCCGACGCCCUCGAGAGAUUUGGUGAGAACAGGUUCCGCUCCCCUCUAGAGUGGGACAUGGUGGGAAAGAACCUGUUCGCCAUGGCUGUGGAGGGUGUGGUCUUCUUCAUCAUCACACUCCUCAUCCAGUACAGGUUCUGCAUCAAACCAAGGCCGAUCAGCCAUCUCACCAAACUGCCUCCCUUGGGGGAAGAGGACGAGGAUGUCGCCCGAGAGAGACAGAGGAUCGUUCACGGCCUUGGACAUGGAGACAUCCUGGAGCUUCGACAGCUCACAAAGGUGUUUAAGAGGAAGCAGAAACCAGCUGUAGAUCGCCUGUGUGUGGGGAUUCCUCCUGGAGAGUGUUUUGGGCUGCUCGGGGUGAACGGAGCCGGGAAGACGACCACCUUUAAGAUGCUGACAGGUGACACCAUGGUGACGAGCGGCGAGGCCUUCCUGUCCGGUAAAAGCAUCCUGAGAGAGAUAGACGAGGUGCAUCAGAAAAUGGGCUACUGUCCUCAGUUUGACUCCAUCAACGACCUGCUGACAGGUAGAGAACAUCUGGAGCUGUACGCCGUGCUCAGAGGAGUCCCCGAGAAGGAAGUGUGUGAUGUGGCAGAGUGGGGGAUCCGGAAGUUGGGUCUGGUGAAGUACGCUGACAAGAAAGCAGGAAGUUACAGCGGAGGAAACAUGAGAAAGCUUUCUACAGCCAUGGCUCUGAUUGGUGCUCCGCCUGUCGUCUUCCUGGACGAGCCCACCACUGGUAUGGACCCCAAAGCUCGCCGCGCCCUCUGGAACUGCAUCCACAGCGUCAUCAAGGAGGGGCGCUCCGUCGUCCUCACCUCGCACAGCAUGGAGGAGUGUGAGGCUCUGUGUACCAGGAUGGCCAUCAUGGUGAACGGCAGGUUCAGGUGUCUUGGCAGCGUCCAACACCUGAAGAACAGGUUUGGCGACGGGUACACCAUCAUCCUGCGGGUGGCGGGGCCUGAUCCCGACCUGCAGCCCGUCAUGAAGUUCAUCGAGAGCGAGCUGUGUGGCAGCACGCUGAAAGAGAAACACCGCAGCAUGCUGCAAUACCAGCUGCCUUCAUCCCUCACCUCGCUCACUCACAUCUUCUCCAUCCUCGCCAAGAACAAGGAGACGCUCCGCAUCGAGGACUACUCCGUCACUCAGACCACGCUGGACCAGGUGUUUGUAAACUUUGCGAAGGACCAGAGUGACGACUAUCACUCCAAAGAUGCCUCGGUGAGACGGAAAGAGGUUUCCAUCGAAGUCCCCACUCUUAGCUCCGCCCCUGGAGCGGCCGAGGGGCACAGCUCUGUAAGCGAGAGCGUCAUGUGAUCGUGUGGUCACGUGUCCAUGUUUAAGAGGACUCUACACCGAGCAGAGCGGACGCCCCCGCCUCCCCGCUGUGAUGUCAUAGUGAUUUAGAACUUGGCAGCAUCACCAGCUGCCUCAUGCCAGUCAAUGCAAACCGUCAUCGUGUUCUCAGCGCGCAGCCGGCGUUGAACAUGUGACCGUUAAGAGACACUUGAAUAAGUUGUUGUGAUUGAUCGCUGCCGAUCAGCUGAUCAGGUCGAACAUGAAGAACCAAUCAAACGUCAAAGAGUGGCCUAAGAAGAUUU
Molecule: messenger RNA, 7425 nt
Organism: Labrus mixtus (cuckoo wrasse)
Lineage: Eukaryota; Metazoa; Chordata; Actinopteri; Labriformes; Labridae
Gene: abca1b
Product: ATP-binding cassette, sub-family A (ABC1), member 1B
Exons: 48
Coding region: 137-7141 (2334 amino acids)
Biological process (GO): lipid transport; transmembrane transport
Cellular component (GO): membrane; intracellular membrane-bounded organelle
Molecular function (GO): ATP binding; ATP hydrolysis activity; ABC-type transporter activity
Source: RefSeq, a predicted model, not a curated record